Cajanus cajan (pigeon pea) is the source of this 1659-nucleotide messenger RNA. RefSeq names its product SNF1-related protein kinase regulatory subunit beta-2. The record is from RefSeq and is a predicted model, not a curated record. Gene Ontology annotation, molecular function: protein binding. Lineage: Eukaryota; Viridiplantae; Streptophyta; Magnoliopsida; Fabales; Fabaceae.
GUAGUAGCAACUUGGAACCUUUGCCUUUCACAAGUCCUUUCACUUUUCCACAAGCUUUUGACUUCAAUUCCAUUACGCUGAAAACAAGUUUGUUUAGGUGGUGUAACUGUAACCCAUUAUAGUACCGAACCAAUAUUCUGUAGUUUACAAAGAGAAAUUAGUUUAAUUUAAUGGAGCAGCACAAGGACAAGAACCUAUGCAAAAAGUAUGCACAGUUUCAUUAGACAGUGUUUGGUUGUUCCUGAUAGCAGGGGAACAUUCUCCUUUAAACCAGACUCGUAAUAAUUAGUCCACAGCGGAAUCUUCCAAAUUCAUUGGAGAAUAAAACUCUGUAUAUUUGUUCAGUUGCUUUAAGGCAGGGAAAAGUGGCAUCCUCAGAGAGAGAGAGAGAAAGAGUGAGAGGCUCCUCAAAUAUUAAAAAAAUAAAUAAAAACAAAAAACCUUUCUAUAACAACAAUGCCACUCUUCUACCUUGAGUCAAUUCCUGGUUUGCUUUCAAGGCUGAGCAUCAUGGAUAUCUACCCUACUCUCUUUCUGAGUUGGAGUUUGUGUAUGGUGUUUUGAUUCUGAGGAUAGUAGUGAUUAUUACCAUCAAAAUUUGGGUUUCUUCAACUUUCAGUGAUGGGAAGUAACAGCAGAGGAAAGGAUGGUGAAGGCACUUCUGGAGUUAAAAAAGAUGAAGAGAACUAUGAGCACGAACAAGACAUGAAUUUUCUGCCACCUCAAGCGCUUUUUCUCAAUACCAAUGGAUUCACAGAUCCGUUGCUCAUACAACCCCAGGUCGUUCCUGUGGUUGGCAUGCAUGGAUCUGCAGCGUUAGUGCAACCCCUGCUGCCACAAAAUGGAUAUGUAGAAUCUGUGAUUCAUGAAAGGUUGAAAAAUGUAAGGAUCACAUGGAACCAUGCAGCCACGAAUGUUGCUGUUGCAGGAUCAUGGGACAACUGGGAGACCACGGAGCCCCUGCAAAGAGUAGGUCAAAAUUUUGUCAUUGUUAAAACACUCCCGAUAGGUAUCUAUCAUUACCGUUUCAUUGUAGAUGGCUACUUGACACAUGCUCCCGAGUUCCCUUCGGCUUCUGAUGAUUCAGGCUAUGGCUACAACAUAUUGGAUUUGCAGGAUUAUAUCCCAGAAAUACUUGCAAAGUUAUCCGAUUUUGAAGAUCCUCCGUCACCACCAUCGAGUUAUGAUAACACAUACUUAAAUGAAGAGGAGUUCAGCAAGCCCCCACCAGAAUUACCACCAAAUCUACCAGUGGCAAUAGGACAUGAGCCUUCAUCCACAAAUACUCGACUUGUCCCUAGGCCCACACAUCUGGAACUGAAUCAUCUAUACAUACAUAAAACUGAUAGGGAUCAAUUUGUGGCACUACGAUCAACUUUUAAGUUUCAACAAAAAUAUAUUACUACGGAACUGUACAAGUCCCUGCGCAGGGAAAGAUGAUGAAGCAUAUUAUCAUUUUUGUCUGCUACUGAACUUGCCUCGUUUAAGUUGUCUUUAUGAGAACAUAUGUUAAGGUCGUUAAUCUAAUGUGUAGAAAAUUGAUUGGAGUAGGUAAAUGAAAUAUUGCUUUCCAUGUAAAAACCUUAAGGGAAUAUUAUUUUAUUCUGGCAAUCAGUAGUCAACAUAUACAAUACAUAUUCAUAGUAGUUUCCUUUCUUA